Messenger RNA from Durusdinium trenchii, 196 nucleotides. NCBI's taxonomy places the organism in Eukaryota, Dinophyceae, Suessiales, Symbiodiniaceae. The record is from the annotation of a GenBank genome assembly.
GCCGACUUCGACAGUCGCUCCCGUUCGCCGCGUGGUCGUGGUGGAGUAAAUGCGAUCCCUCUUGGCCGGUAUGAACCACCGGAGACGGAGGCGAGGCUGAGCGACGAGGGAGCCCGCGUUUGGAUCCUGCACAGUGAUGCGGCAAAGGUCAUCGGACGGAGCGGCCGGGCGUUGAGGGAGAUCGAGAACAGGACAG